Pollicipes pollicipes is the source of this 1866-nucleotide messenger RNA. RefSeq names its product sulfotransferase 1C4. The record is from RefSeq and is a predicted model, not a curated record. The transcript has 3 exons. Gene Ontology annotation, molecular function: sulfotransferase activity. Bases 160 to 1194 code for a protein of 344 amino acids. NCBI's taxonomy places the organism in Eukaryota, Metazoa, Arthropoda, Thecostraca, Pollicipedomorpha, Pollicipedidae.
CACCAACGAUCCUGGGUUUUCGCGCGCCGCUGCCACAAGGUCAGCGCGUCGCUCAGACCAACGGUACGCGUCAAGGGUCGUCUCAGUGGGUGCGCGUCGACCGAGCGCAGCGCGCGUGAGCGCGCCUUGAAGUCCGAACGUAAACUCGCGGCGCCUGCCAUGACGACCCCCGUUCCGUUUCCGUACGAGGCGCAGCCGGUGUCUGCAGAGUUUCAGAAGCGAAUGUCAGCCGCGUACCCCGUGUUCGACCCGGUGGGCCUGGCUCCGUUCGGCCCCACCGGCUAUAUCAUGCCGGCGGACGCCAGACCGUUUCUGGAGCAGCACUACAACGCGCCGGUCGGCCCGGACGACGUGUGGAUCGUCACCCUGCCCAAGUGCGGCACCACCUGGACGCAGGAGAUGGUGUGGCUCAUCAAGAACGACUGCGACUACGAGAGCGCCAAGUGCCUGCUGUCUCCGGACCGGUACCACUUCCUGGAGAUCUGCGCCAUAACGGCUACACAGUGCCGCGAGGAGAUCCGGCAGGGACAAAACCCGGUCAGCAAGCGACUCAUGUUCACUCCGCUCCAGGAGAGACCCGAGCCCCGGUUCGUCAAGACACACCUGCCGCUGCACCUGUGCCCACCCACGCUCUUGGACACGGCCAAGGUUAUUUACGUGGCCAGAAACCCGAAGGACAUGUGUGUGUCAUAUUUCAACCAUCUGAAGGUGUUCGAAGAAAGAGACCCGAACAUGUCCAUAGACGAAUUCGCCAAUCUAUUCAUCGCUGGUGAGGUCAGCCAGCUGCCUUUCUUUCCGCACGUGCUGGAGGCAUGGAACCAGCGGCAUAACCCGAACAUGUUGUUCCUCUUCUUUGAGGACUUGAAGCGUGAUUUACGUGGUUGCAUCAAGAAAGUGGCAGAUUUCUUGGGAAAAUCACUGACGGGAGAGCAGCUUGAUGGGCUAGAGUCGCACCUGAUCUUCAGCAGCAUGAAGAAAAAUCCGUGGGUCAACAAGAGCGUGAUCCUCGCUUACUCCCCACUAACCGCUGAGCAGUUAGCUGCCAAAGAAGCGUCCUCACAAAAGACAGAGUUUAUGCGCAAGGGCGAGACAGGGGACUGGAAAAAACACUUCAGCAAGGAGACUUCGGCCAAAAUGGACGCGUGGAUUGACAGAGAGCUUGCCGGCACCGAGAUCAAGUUUGUUACGGGCUGAAAGCCGUUGUUGUGCCGUGUGGUGGACUUGGUGAGAUGUUUUAGCUUUGCGGAGAUGCGCCGAUCACUUGCACGCUGAAAUCCAGGUGUAUCUCUUGAGAGUCCGGCCGGGUGCACAUAUUAUUGGUCCUUAUCGCUUGUGAUCAGUGGUUACCAUUGGGUAUAUACAACUGCUGGGUAUGGGACAAAAUCAUUAGUUACCAGUUGGACAUGAGCAUGGAAAAUGCAGUAAUACGUUGUUUUUACUUUGCUUAUGCUGGUCCGUUAACUUUUUAGCCAGAUUUCAGCUGUGGAUUCCUCGUGCGUGUUGGAUCCUCGCUGAGGACAGGCACGUUUUGUACACGGUCGACGUCUGCUGCAUCUGCUAGAGUUGGGCAUUGAUAAUUUCCAUGGCUGAUGACCGUGAUUGUGCAAAGCAAGAUGUGUUUUGAUUGACUCCCGAAUUUUGUAGAGAUGUGUGGAUUCCUGUCUGUGGAUACACAUGUAAGCGCAGUGUCCGUCUAUAUACCUUGAUGAAGACACAGUGACUGCCAAUGUAGCGUUUGCGCGCGACUUUCAGCAGGCAAACACGCCGAGUUGUCUGAGUUUACGAACUGUAUUUUGACAUCGGCUACAUGAUUUCGACGGCAGUGUUCAAUGCACGUCGUUACUCACAAUAAAUGGUUACGUUGAU